GGCUGUUAUACACACGCCGGCAUUUUUGAAAGCUGCAUUUUACUAGCGCAAGCAGCUGGUUCUGCACAGCCGCACUGCCACAGAAGUCUUGAUUCCCGUGAUAUCUCCUCGCGAUGUUCCACGGGGAAGAUUCUGCUGAAUUUCAGUGCUGUGCCACAGUGGAACGUUUGAACGGAUCUGGCCAAGCCAUCAAACGCCAAGUAAUUCGGCGUGCGUCAGUGACACUGGGACGAAAUGAAUUUCAGGAGAUUGCUCUACGGGUACACGACGGCAAAGUGCCACAAACUUUCACUCUCCGUGAAUUCCAGCUAUUCACUCGUUUUUGUAGGGACGGCAAAAGCACUAUCAAACUGCUCCCAGAAAACAUACAAGUGCUGCUGUCUGACUGUCCACCAGACCGUUUAAGCAUCUUCCUUAAGACAUUAAGUAUUAAGCACCAAGCCUGGCAGACGAGCAAGCCCGUGGGGGAUCGAAUCAAGCUCCGUGCUGGACUUCCUCGCAGUUUCGAAUCAAUAAGCCCCCUGCAACAGAAAGACGUGCAGAAAGCCAAUGAGCUGAGAAGCAAAGUGAACGCACAACCGCCCGCAAAAGGCCUGACGAACCGAGGGGGCAAUAAACCGCUUGGGCAGCAGAUGAAGAGGCAAAGACCGGAUUCUACUGAAUGCAGUCCGGUGAAAUCACUGCACCCUGCCAAGAAACCAACUUUGUCAUUGCCUGUGGGGAGGAAGCUGUCCAAAGAGCAAGCUGUUGUUCUGAAUGCCGUUUUAAGUGGGAAGAAUGUCUUCUUUACUGGCAGUGCAGGUACGGGGAAAUCUUUCUUGCUGAAGAGGAUUGUGGGAUCUCUGCCUCCCAAAAGCACAUAUGCCACAGCCAGCACAGGUGUGGCAGCCUGCCACAUUGGAGGAACUACUUUGCACAACUUUGCAGGGAUUGGAUCAGGCUCUGCUUCUCUAGAGCAGUGUCUGGAGCUGGCCCAGCGGCCUGGGGUCCUCCAGCACUGGACAAGCUGCCGACACCUCAUCAUCGACGAGAUCUCUAUGGUGGAGGCCCAGUUCUUUGAUAAGCUCGAGACCAUUGCCAGGUCCAUUAAGAGGUCUACUGAACCAUUUGGAGGCAUCCAGCUAAUUGUAUGUGGUGACUUCCUCCAACUGCCCCCAGUCACUAAGGGAAAGGACAGACCAGACUUUUGCUUCCAGGCGAGAAGCUGGCGGAAGUGCAUUCACCUGAACCUGGAGCUGAUGGAUGUGCGCCGGCAGACAGACCAGACCUUCAUCUCCCUUCUGCAGGCCGUGAGGGUAGGCAGAGUCACAGAAGAAGUCACCGCCAAGCUGCUGAAGAGCGCGUAUCACAGCAUUGAGAGGGACGGUAUCCUAGCAACUAGACUCUGCACGCACAAAGACGAUGUGGAAUUGACGAAUGAGAACAAGCUUCAGCAGCUGCCAGGGACCGCACGGGUCUUCGAGGCUGUGGACAGCGACCCUGUGCUGGUCAAGGCCAUUGACGCACAGAGUCCAGUGGGGCGGGUGCUGCAGCUGAAAGUGGGCGCCCAGGUGAUGUUGACGAAGAAUCUGAACGUGGAGAGAGGCCUGGUCAAUGGUGCGAGGGGCGUGGUGGUCUCCUUCCAGCCCGGAAAUAAAGGCCUGCCGUGCGUGCGGUUCCUGUGCGGCGUCACUGAGGUCAUGAAGCCGGAGCGCUGCAUGUUCAAGGUGGGGGGCCUGUACCUCAGCCGCCUGCAGCUGCCACUCAAACUGGCCUGGGCCAUCUCCAUCCACAAGAGCCAGGGCAUGACCCUGGACUGUGUGGAGAUCUCCCUGGCCCGGGUGUUUGAGUGCGGCCAGGCCUACGUGGCGCUGUCCCGGGCCCGGAGCCUGGAGGGGCUCCGCGUGCUGGACUUCGACCCCCACGUGGUGCGGGCCGACCCGGAAGUGCUGCUCUUCUACAAGCGGCUGCGGAAGGAGAGGAUGCUCAUGCAGGCCUCCAUGGAUGAGUUUGUGGACCGAGAGAACAAGGAGAGCAGGCGUCUGUGAGAGGGCAGCUGCAGCCUCCUGUUUGUGUGCACCGUGUGCAUUUGUCUGCAGGAUCUCCAGUCCCCCCCUGUGCAUUGUAUUUGAGGCAUCACAUUUGAGUUUACAUUUGGUCCUAGUCUAGUGAAACUGCAUGAAGUUACCAAAUUAUUGCAUCUUUCUCUACACAUGGAUAUGCUGCAUGAAUGCAACCUCUUUAGUAUUAAUGAUUAUCAUAUGUAAACUGUUGAAUGACAAUUGACAUUAUCUAUAUUUACUGUCGUGCUCUAAAUUUCACAUCCAAACUGUGUAAAUAUAGAAGUCUCUAUUUUUCUAUGCUGGUUAAAAUGGUUAUAAAAACACCACCUUAUUUAUGAUAUUACGGCGUUGCGAUGAUUUGAUUUUCAAAUGUUUUUAAUUUAAUUUUUAAUAAAAGUGGUUUUAUCCAA
Molecule: messenger RNA, 2452 nt
Organism: Anguilla anguilla (European eel)
Lineage: Eukaryota; Metazoa; Chordata; Actinopteri; Anguilliformes; Anguillidae
Gene: pif1
Product: PIF1 5'-to-3' DNA helicase homolog (S. cerevisiae)
Exons: 13
Coding region: 114-2027 (637 amino acids)
Biological process (GO): DNA repair; telomere maintenance
Molecular function (GO): DNA helicase activity
Source: RefSeq, a predicted model, not a curated record